AUGAGAAAGCCGUUGGCGAAGGCUCUGGCUGCUUGCAAACACCCCGUCCCAACGGACAGGGCUGUGCGUCGCUGGAUUGGGUUGCCGUUCAACACCACCAGAAGUAGUGUUUUAGCCAAACGCGGCGGAACUUGUUAUUUCGUCCGCCGCCGAUCGAUCGCGACUGCAACGCCACCGAGAUGGGGCAAGGGGGGUGCAUCAGAAGGAGACGACCGCGGCAGCGCGGCAAUUUCGGUCCACGAUAUCGCUGACCUGAACAAGGACAUAUCUGGCUUUGUGGGAGACUUGGGCGAUCCUGACUUCGAUACCAUCCCCAGCCCUCCUCCUGAUCGUGCCGCCUCAGGGUCCCGGCGGGAUGCCCAAGCCGAGAGAGAAGAAAGCCCCGCCGCGUUCCAAGAAUCGCAGCCCCGGCUCACGCUGGCUGAUCACCCCGGAAAAUUCGAGGGGCUCCACGGACAGCGCGACGAAGAAAUCCCGAUGGAUGAUGACUGGUCCACGCCGUUGGUCAAAGGGUACCUGGAGACCGAAGAGCGAAAGAACUCAAGUGGGCUAAGAGCAAGAAGGCCGGUCCUGGUGCUAAACGGACCGGCGUGUUUUAUUGCUGGGACACUAGCCAGCACCGGAGAACCGCGGGGAGUCGUCGCGAGUUCAAUGGAGGACGCCGCCCAAGAGUUCAACCUGUCGCUGACUGUCUGCACUUCGAACCGAGAAGAUGAGCUGUUGGACCGACUUUGCGAGGGGGGGUACGAUGCUGUCGUCUACAACCCCUCAGGGUUCAGCAACCAGGGGUUGCGAGCGGUGGUCCCAACUGCCGCCCAAAUUCACCGAACGAUGACGGACGCAUCUCCUGCAUCAAACAACUCAGGCACCGCCGUUCACACCGAGCCGGCCGACGACGGUUUCCCACAACCGCAACAAUCACGGGUUGAUAAUCCGCGACAGAAAACGUGGGAUGACAACGUCCCGCGACACAGCGGGAGCGGGAGCGCCCUAGAGUACGGUCUAGAGCGUGCGGGAUGCCCCGUCGUCAUCAUUUCACCUGGACGAGAUGGAAAUCUGGGAGCAAACAUGCUGCCAUCCACCAGCCGUGGACCUGAUGUGGACCUCGGGUGUCGCUCGGAGCGAGGAGCGGAAGGAAUAAUCGCAGGAUUUUCGGGGGCUGUUUCUUACCGAUUGGCGAUGGCGGCAGUAUGGAGCGUAUUGGAUGGAUCCCGAUAGCACUGCUGUUAUGCCUCGUACGCUACCCUCGAAUAGACCUGAGACGACGUGUUGGUCCUUCUUUUCACCUGACAACAUGCCGUUCCGGGUGUCUGCUGCCUUUCUAGCAAUCGGGGAAGUGUUGCGCUAAAACCGCAUCCGCUUCCCGGUUUUUCCCGCCAACCCAAAGGCUUCUGCGGUUGCCCUUCGUCUUUUACCAGAGGCGGUGUUCGGCAGCAUUGAUUUGGUCCAGUGACCAGAAUUUGUUUUCGAAAAGUUUCUCGGCAUUUUCGGCGCACCCCGCGCUCCUUUCACUGCUGUCAGGAUCAGUCCUUGUCCACCUCUGAAGAAGAGGUCGUGGGCUAAUGGCAGGGAGCGAGAUACUGCUGUAGAUCGCCAUGCUUUUGCCGCUGCCGUCUACAUGACGAAGUAGUUAUUAUGAACUGUG
This is a messenger RNA of Ectocarpus siliculosus, 1645 nucleotides long. NCBI's taxonomy places the organism in Eukaryota, Phaeophyceae, Ectocarpales, Ectocarpaceae. The record is from the annotation of a GenBank genome assembly.